UCCAGGCUAUAUAAGCGGCAGGUCGAGGGCACCGAGGCAUCAAACAUAGCUUAGCUCUUAGGGUUAAAACAACAAUAAACCAUAAACCAAAUCUCAACCUAAGCCAGGCGAAAAUGUCGAAGAUCCACGUUGUCGUUCUUGUUGCUGCAGCAUCCGUCCUGAUGGCCGGAGUGCGAGUGCUGGCCCUCCCCUCGGACUCGGCCGAUGCCCACGCCGAGAUCCGCAGCUUCGUCAACGAGCUGAAGCAGGAGGAUGGCAGCUACAACUACCAGUUCGAGACGACCAACGGCAUUGCCCAGCAGGAGCAGGGAGUGGGCGGCUACUACGCCUCCGGCUCCUCUCAGUACUACAGCCCCGAGGGCCAGCUCAUCCAGCUGACCUAUACGGCCGACGAGAAUGGCUUUCAGCCUCAGGGCGAGCACCUGCCCACGCCACCACCCAUCCCGGAGGCCAUUCUCAAGUCGCUGGAGUGGAUCCGCAACCACCCAGAGGAGAACGAGGAGUACGAGCACCACGACCAACACGACCAACACGACCACCACGGUCACGGCCAUGGUCAUGGCGCCGAGCAGGGCAAACAGUAUCUGCAGCAGGGACAGUCGCAGCAGCUGCCAGUGGGCUCUCUGCUAGCUCCGGCCUCAGCGCCGGCAGCAGCUUCUGGUCUUCCCUACGAGAGGAAGAUUUAAGUUAUUCUCGCCCCCAGCUCGGGCCCAGCCCUGUGCUCCCAUUCAUCUUGUCCAUCGGUUGGCU
This is a messenger RNA of Drosophila pseudoobscura, 750 nucleotides long. It is a transcript of the gene Cpr65Eb, whose product is annotated as Cuticular protein 65Eb. The transcript has 2 exons. Gene Ontology annotation, cellular component: chitin-based extracellular matrix. Bases 114 to 686 code for a protein of 190 amino acids. Gene Ontology annotation, molecular function: structural constituent of chitin-based larval cuticle. The record is from RefSeq and is a predicted model, not a curated record. NCBI's taxonomy places the organism in Eukaryota, Metazoa, Arthropoda, Insecta, Diptera, Drosophilidae.